UUCUCUGCCCACCAUCUGUCGGCGCUGAGCACAGAACAGACUGCUCCGGGGUCCCCGACACUUAAACCGCCAAAAUGAUCAUCUACAAGGACAUUCUCACCAACGAUGAAAUGUUCUCCGACAUUUAUAAAAUCAAAGAAAGCUGUGGUGGGUUGUGUUUCGAAGUUGAUGGCAAGAUGGUUACCAGAACAGAAGGCGCAAUUGACGAUGCCCUUAUUGGUGGAAAUGCAUCUUCCGAGACCCCAGAUGAAGGGACGGACUCAACAACAGUCACUGGCGUUGACAUAGUGUUGAACCACAAGCUUGUGGAAACUGGCUUCACCAAGGAAUCUUACAAACUAUAUAUUAAGGGCUACAUGAAAGCCAUCAAAGACAAACUUGAAGAAUCUAAUCCAGAGAGAGUAAAACCCUUCAUGUCAGGAGCUGCAGAGAAAAUAAAGGCCAUCCUUGGCAACUUCACUAACUAUCAGUUUUAUAUGAGUGAGAGCAUGAACCCAGAUGGUAUGGUGGCUUUGCUAGACUUCCGUGAGGAUGGAAUUACUCCCUACUUAACAUUCUUUAAGGAUGGCUUGGAAAUUGAAAAAUGUUAACCAACCUUGGAAUCGCCAUUUAUAGCAGAUUUCUUCCGCUUUUCAUCCAUAAAACAGCAGGAUUGGGCAAAGUUUCAAAGACACUGCAUCUGGACUGACUCCAUUGGGCUUCAUUCGUUUGUUUGUUUUUUGGCUCCUAAAUAAUUGCAAUGGGGACAUUUUUUUUAAAUUUAUGUACCCACUUGUCAUUGUGAAAUAAAAUUCAUUGUAACCCACUGAAA
Molecule: messenger RNA, 811 nt
Organism: Bombina bombina (fire-bellied toad)
Lineage: Eukaryota; Metazoa; Chordata; Amphibia; Anura; Bombinatoridae
Product: translationally-controlled tumor protein-like
Exons: 1
Coding region: 75-590 (171 amino acids)
Cellular component (GO): cytoplasm
Molecular function (GO): calcium ion binding
Source: RefSeq, a predicted model, not a curated record